This is a messenger RNA of Salvelinus fontinalis (brook trout), 1511 nucleotides long. Its product is annotated as adenosine receptor A3-like. Bases 82 to 1116 code for a protein of 344 amino acids. The record is from RefSeq and is a predicted model, not a curated record. NCBI's taxonomy places the organism in Eukaryota, Metazoa, Chordata, Actinopteri, Salmoniformes, Salmonidae. Gene Ontology annotation, biological process: G protein-coupled adenosine receptor signaling pathway. The transcript is spliced from 2 exons. Gene Ontology annotation, cellular component: membrane; dendrite; synapse. Gene Ontology annotation, molecular function: G protein-coupled adenosine receptor activity.
CUCCAGCGGUAUAGAAUAGAGCACACUUAGUGUUAAGUACAGGAAUUGCCAAUAUUAAACUUCCAUUGGACAGUUGACAGGAUGUCUGGAGGAGAUGUUGUCUACACAGUGCUGGAGGUGCUGAUCGCUGUUGCCUGCUGUCUGGGAAAUGUGCUAGUGAUCUCGGCAGUGUGGUCGAGCAGCAACCUCCGGCAGCCCACCUUCUGCUUUGUGGUCUCUCUGGCUGCAGCUGACUUCCUUGUAGGUUCUGUGGCUGUGCCGCUGGCUGUGCUGGUGGAUGGACGGGUGUGCACCUCAUUCAAUGUAUGUCUCUUCAUAAGCUGUGUGGUCAUCAUGUUGACAAUGACUUCGGUCAUGUCUCUGCUAGCCAUCUCUGUGGACAGAUUCCUACGCGUCUUCAUCCCUCUCAGGUACAAGAGGACAGUGACAAAGAGCAGAUCUUGGGUGGUGGUAGCAAUAUGUUGGUUUGUUGCCUUCAUGUUGAGCUUCCCACCCACGUUUGGGUGGUACAACCAUGACACCUUGUCUCACUCAGGGAACUCAACCACCAUCAUCUGCCAUUUCCGGGCUGUGAUUCCCAUGUCAUACUUGGUUUACUUUUUCUUCUUCCUCUGCACCCUCACUCCGUUGCUUGUCAUGGCUGUCCUGUACUGCUACAUCUUCUGUAUCAUACAAAAGAACCUGAGAGAGAGGGUGGGGAGCAGUACCCAGUCCCACACCUACUUCAGGAAGGAGAGGAGCCUGGCCCGAUCCCUGACUCUGGUCCUGGUGCUCUUCGUCUUUUGCUGGCUCCCUCUGGACAUCAUGAACUGUGUUGCCUACUUUGGUAAGACAUCAAACAUACCCCAACAGGCCUUCUAUGUGGGCAUCCUCCUCUCCCAUGGCAAUUCAGCUGUCAACCCGAUCGUUUAUGCCUUCAAGAUCCGCAAGAUCCAGGAAGCGUACCUGAGGAUUUGGAGGAAGGUCUUUGUGUAUCGAGGUGACAGUCAGGGCUCUCAGAGCAACCAGACCACUGAAAACAUUAUCAGCAGCAACCCUAACAGUGCGGAUAGAAAUAUUGAUGGAAAUGCUAUCAGUGUUAUGAAAAUUGACACAGUUGAAAGUACAGCAUGUUAAUAGUGUAGGAAGACAAUAUAAGUGAUAGUCGCUUAGCUUUUUUUCUUUGGCAAAGUGCAUCAAGACCUUAGAACCUGUAUAAAAAGGGAAAACUACUGCCAGGGUGUUAUACAUUGGCAUAUUUUAUAAUAUUUGGCAUUUGUUGAAAAAAACUGAGGGAUAAAAAUAGACAGAGGAAGUUGCAAGGAAGUCAAGUAAGUGGGCUCUUGCAGGUUUCUUUUUACUCUUAUCGAUUUCCUGUUUAAAGACUCGUGUUUCUUGAAUGUACUGAAUUUUGAAUAUUUUUUUUCUGUAUGAUUACGUUGCCCAGAAAUGGAAAUAACAUGCACUAUUUGGCAGUUAUCCCAAAAAAUGUGUAGGAAAAAAAAUUGCAAUCUCACUCAAUGAUUUGUCUG